GUGUGCGGCUGUGGUGUGUGCGCUCGCGUCUCGGAUCAACUGUAUAACAGGGCGGUCGGUCGGGUGGAUCUCUUCCGUUUCGAAGGAAGAGACACUCUGCGAAAGUGAAGUGAUUGAAAAGUGUAUUUGCUAUACGGUUGCAGCUGAAUAAAAUUGUGGCCCGUGUAAUCAAUAUUCGAAGAAUGCUACAGAAUUUUGCCAGUGGUGAAAUAGGCCAGAGAAAUAUAUUCAAAUAAUAAUAGGAAAAUUAUGCAUACCAAGUGAUAAAUUAUAGGGCAGUGGCGAAACGGUCGUAACCCGAACGCGUUAACAAGGAGUAUAAGUGCAUUCGUGGGAAGGAGUUGAAGUGGUAAACAGAAUAUAUACACGGAGCCGAAACGGCGAGGGAGUGCUGCCGUUUGGUGGAAAGAUAUUUACAGAUCAUUCAAGGCAAAGGUGCGACUGGCGGCGCAGCCUCUCCCGGAAAACGGCGUAGAUUAGUAUCUUGUGCUCUUGUGCAGUGCUAGUCGGUGCAUACCUCGGACGGAGACAAUUGCUGCAGCAGCGAUGGAAAAAUGAAUGCUCAAGUCGAGCAUAUCAUUCGAGGCGAAUGCAUCAGCUUCAGCUUCAGCCAGCGGGACAGACCAAGUCGGCACUAGCCAUCAACGUCAUCAUCAUCGCCACAAGUUGCAGCACUAAGUGCUGAGCCAGAAGCAAACACCCCUCAGGGACAUCACCAUGUCCGGCGGCAAGGAUCGACGAUCGCGGGCUAGCAAAACCCAGGGCUGGGAGGAAGCCGGUGGAGAGUUCUACCAGGAAAGCUACCCGGCCGAUCUGGAAGGGAUGCAGCGGGAUCCAUCGAAAAUUGCCACCCUGCUGCCCUCGAAGCAAACUAGAAAUGCCACUACUCGGCGGGUGCGUCCAUCCCAGCAGGAUACGAAAGGAACCCGCAGGAGGACAAGCUUUUCCACUGCAGCUCGAAGGGGAUCGCAGUAUCACGAAAUUCAAGUAGCCACACUACCUGAUCUAUCAGAAAAUCUUAUCAACGAAGAACGCACAUGGGAGGAAAUACAAGAAAUCAAGUCAAUGCCCGUUCCGAUGGCACAAAAACGCGAAAUGAAAGCACAACUUCAGAACGCCACCAAACUGCGCCUGCAAGGCUUCGAGCAGAUCAAAUGGCGGCGCCGGAAAGCGUGGCAAAGCAUUCGGGCCAAGUGGAGCGAGUAUCGUACCAAGCUGGAACUGUGGCGAAUGUCACUGAAAACCAUCGAGGGCAAUUUCGGCACCGGAGUGGUCGCCUACUUUCUCUUUCUGCGGUGGCUUAUGUUUCUGAACCUGAUCGUGUUUGGACUGAUGUCGAUGUUCAUCGUGCUGCCGCACGUUAUCAUGACGGAACCCCAGGAUGUACCCUGUGAGCAAUCGGUGGACGCAAGCUCGGUCCAAUGUUGCUCUGAGUCGUACCUAAACGCGACGCGAAAUGUGCAGUUUUCCGUGCUUGAUGUUAUACAGGGUACGGGAUUUAUGGAGAGUACGCUGUUGUUCUACGGAAUGUACACCAAUAUGAUCUAUGGGUACAGCCCAUUGGAGGACCGUCUUUCAUCGUUAGCCAUCAGAACGUUAUCGACGACGACGUCGACUACAACGUCGACGACGACAGUGGUGCCACCAAGUAGCAGCGUAAGUAGCAGCAGUAGUAGUACUAGUACUACAGAAGCUAGUACCACCGUGAUCAGUGCAGUUGCAGAGGAGAUUAGGAGUAGUAACUUCAGUAGUCUUAAUGACAGUUUUUUCGAGGCGUUCAUGAUGGAAGCAGACGAAGCUAUCGACCAAAGUACGGCUGGCGCAAGCUCUGGUACGAUUCUGUACUAUGACUUCCCCCUGGUUUACGUGAUAAUAACGGCCAUUUGCUACGUGGUCGCGUUAAUUGCGAUCAUGAAGGCUGUCGUGCGGCAGUUCAAGGAUCGCAUUGCCGAAGGCGAAGGUCUAUUCUAUCAGUACUGUAAUUUAGUCUUCGGAGGCUGGGACUUUUGCAUCCACAACGAAAAGUCCGCUGAUAUUAAACAUAAGGCACUUUAUAAUGAGAUUCGUUCGCUGCUUCACACGAAGCGUUUCGAAAAUGAGCGCAUUAAUCGCUCGCGAGAUUUUAUGGUUAAACUUAUUGCUAUACGAUUCUUCAUUAAUUUUGUAGUCGUGAUGAUACUGCUUUUAGCAGUGGUGAUUAUAUAUGUACUGUUUAAUGAGUCAAUGUCAAAGUUGGAGCCGAAUUUUCAACCGAAUCAUUUGGUGAAUUUUCCUCGUGUUCCGUCGUGGCAAACGAUCUCCUCGUUCGGAUAUUCCACCACCCUGGAGACGACAUCCACUAGCUCAACUCCUCCGUAUUACAUGAUCUCACGAGAUUCUCCCUCCUCGCCGACGAUGUCGGAUCAGAUAGAGCACAACCUGUCGGAACGGUUAGAAGUGCUCUUCUACGAGUUCCUUCCCUAUAUAGCGAUCGUAUGUAUGAAUCUUGUAGUUCCACUUUUCUUUAACUAUCUUGUUCAGUUUGAAAAGUAUUCUCCGCUGUUUGUGAUCAAAAUCUCUCUCUUCCGGACAGUUUUCCUCCGACUAUCAUCGCUGGCGGUUUUGCUGAGUCGGUUUUACUUUGUCAUCAAGUCCAAAUCGUUCCAAACAUCGGCAACGAAUGGAACGGACUUUGCGGCGAAUUAUACCAUCGAAACUAAUAGCUCACUGACUGAACAAUGCUAUGAUGCUAAUCGGGGAACACCACAAUGCUGGGAAACGUUCGUCGGUCAACAGUUUUACAAACUGUUCAUUGUUGACUUCGUCACACACUUUUUGGUGACCUUCUUCGUCAACUUUCCUCGUGCACUGUUUGCGCGGCACUCCAACAGCCGCAUUGCUAAGUUCAUUGGGGAACAAGAGUUCGAGUUGUCGAAGCAUGUUCUAGAUGUGAUCUAUUCACAAACCCUCUGUUGGCUUGGAACCUUCUACACGCCAUUUCUCCCAGCAAUAGCAGCGGUGUUGUUCUUUUUUAUGUUCUACAUCAAAAAGUUCGCCUGUCUUGUCAAUUCGAAUCCUUCCUCCAUCCUAUAUCGGGCGUCGCGUUCGAAUUCGUUAUUCAUGUCAACUCUUCUGAUUUCUUUCACCGUUGCAAUCAUCCCGGUAGUGUACGCUUGGGCCGAAAUCAUUCCCUCUCGAUCUUGUGGUCCUUUCCGAGGACUUCCUUCGGUUUGGGAUCGAGCAAUAAAUGCCUUCAUGAAGAUGCCUCUGUUCUUCCAGAAUAUCAUCUUCUACUUUGGCACGGCCUCGUUCGCAGUUCCCUGCUUUGUGAUUCUUACCUUCUUCAUCUACUACUAUUAUGCCGUAUCGGCAGCCAACCGUCACAUGGUAUCGGUUCUCAAACAUCAACUAGUUCUGGAAGGACACGAUAAGCAGUUUCUGCUGAGCCGUCUAAGUCUCUUCAUCAAGCAACAGCAGGAGUAUCAAAAACGCAUGAUGAGACAGGCAGUCGAGCAGGGAAUUCUGCCUCCGCAGGCCAACAACGUACAACAUUCGAGCACUCCUCCGGUAGCACCGCCGAAACCGGUACAACUGAAACAGGAUCAGCAGGAGCAGCAACCUCCGUUGCCUCCCCGGGCCGAUAGGGACUCGAAACCAACCAGUAGGGAUCGCGACCGGAAAGAGGCCGCCACUGGAGGAGAGGGCAAAUAAAGCGAUAGCAAAACCACUGAAGCCAAGACUACAAGAAGCAGGUCCAGCUGUUCUAAUCCGCUUGAGUUGACCACUUCUACAUGCCAACAAACCCAACCCACGCAACGGGAACGAAAUUUUGUUCACGCUGCUGGGUAGACUGUAUAGUUUGAGAUUGCAUAGUUCGUUCUACUAUCUUCCUAAGUCUAGCAAUGUCCCUAGUAAUUCUAUCAUGAGUUUUUCAUUUAUUAUGAAAGAAAAAUGGAAGAACAAAAUAUAAGCGAAAACGUGAUAUUAUAUUCCACCUCUUUGUGAGUGAACUAUGACUAAAUUAUUUAUUUAAAAAAUUAUGACAUAACCUGCAGACUACAGUCGAAUGAAUAUAAUUCCCUGGUUGCCAUCUGCUGGUACAUACAAUGAGCGAAUGAGCGCAGUUCAAUGUUAGUAAAAUUUUUAGAGGUAAGUCAAAAAGUAACGUUUUAUGAAAAUGCUAGCUAAUUUAAAAACGCAAAUGGAUGAAAUUACAAAAUGAUGAAAGUCAAGCGACAACGUCUGUUUUAAAAAUUCAAUUUCAGUAGAACUAUAACCUGUAGAUUAGCAGCAGCAACAAUUAUCGAUAAUCAAUUAUUUCAAUAUGACUAUAAUUUUGUUUGCAGUGCUUGAACAAACCACAACAAAGGAUGACUUAUUAAAGGAAAAAUUUUAUACAUAAAAUAAAAAAUACAGAAAAGAGACUGCCAUUUUGUGCUAGUUGUAAACUAAUUGAAACCCGAACAAAUUACAGUGCUAAUACAAAUUUAGAGAGAAAAACCACAUUAUGAAAGCGACAAACAAACGAACAAACAAAAUAAAACAAAGCAAGUGUAAAUAUAAACAAUAAUCUCUAUCCGUCAGUAAACGAUCAUCACAAGUAGAAAGUCUGUCAUUUUGUAUUCAAUACCUAUCGUAUCGGAUGCUUUCAUCUUAUUCAAGCGUCAGUCAGUCAAAGUGUAAAAUGGUAGAAGUUUACGCAAAAGAAAAACUUGCAUUUGUAAAAAAAAAAUCAGCUCCACAACAUAAUUAUCAAGCUUCGUAGUGUUUUCCAUUCAGCGCAGACGCGCAAAGCGCUGCUAUUCAUCGUAAUGCUUAAGAAAACUAUUUGCACCACAACAAUAUGUUUGUUCAAACCAAUCAUCAUCACACAACUAUAUACAGCCGUGUUCGAACUCCACCAAAGGGGGUGAAUAAAACGUAAAAAUUAUACGUAAUAAAAACACAACAACAAUUUAGCAACUGCCAUAUUUGGUGCAGCUCGAAUGUGGCCGAACGGAAUAGGAUUUCACCAUCUGUGUAAACUGAGUGGAACUGUGUAAACUGUACGCAUAUUCAACCGAGAAAGAAUAAAAACCACAUUGAUUCAAUUUGUGUAAUUUCUAUUUGUAUACAUACCAUACAAAUCGAACAAACGCGAAAAAAAAUUAUGAA
Molecule: messenger RNA, 5133 nt
Organism: Sabethes cyaneus
Lineage: Eukaryota; Metazoa; Arthropoda; Insecta; Diptera; Culicidae
Product: transmembrane channel-like protein 7
Exons: 6
Coding region: 718-3690 (990 amino acids)
Cellular component (GO): plasma membrane
Molecular function (GO): mechanosensitive monoatomic ion channel activity
Source: RefSeq, a predicted model, not a curated record